AUGGCUUCUUCUUCAGCCACUCUUUUCUUUGCACUUAUUUUCUUACCCUCUAUUGUCAGAGCUCAAGAGCGAUCUCCCCACGGAGUUGCUUACGAGAGCCCACUUGCAAUCUCGCCAGAAGCAUAUGCAUUUUUCCACCCUAAUACUCAACACCAGAAUAGCAACAAUAAUACUGCUAAUACUACUAGUUUAAGUUUAUGCGAUAGAUCAGAGUCAGAUUGCUCACCAUUUCCCACGGCUUCUUCUGUUCAGUCAGAUCUUGCUCAUGAAAGCACAGCAGCUCGAGAAGGAGGGAAGCACAGGGUUGGAGCUGGAGGAGCAGCAGGGAUACUGAUUGGAUUGGCAUUUGCUGUACUUUUGGCACUCGGUGUUUUCUUCAUGGUGAUUGCACGGAAGCGCAACUUGAACAAAGCAAAUGCUGCAAUAGCUCAGCCUGAAGUUUAA
This is a messenger RNA of Ipomoea nil (Japanese morning glory), 444 nucleotides long. RefSeq lists its product as uncharacterized. The transcript has a single exon. The record is from RefSeq and is a predicted model, not a curated record. The coding region runs from base 1 to 444 and encodes 147 amino acids. Lineage: Eukaryota; Viridiplantae; Streptophyta; Magnoliopsida; Solanales; Convolvulaceae.